Messenger RNA from Paramecium sonneborni, 866 nucleotides. The record is from the annotation of a GenBank genome assembly. NCBI's taxonomy places the organism in Eukaryota, Ciliophora, Oligohymenophorea, Peniculida, Parameciidae.
UUUAUUAGAGAUGUAAAGAGUGGUAAGGUUUGGAUGUAGUACAAUAAAUAAAUUAGAAAGUGAAUUGAAUAAAAUUGAAAAGGUAUCUUUUAAAGAAAGAUAUUUAUCAUUUCAAAGAGAAUGGAAUGAAUUCAAAAAUAGAGCAAAAGAAAUGUAUAAAUUUGAUGAAUGAUUUUGUAUUUAGGCCUCCAAGAGUUUUUAAUGAUAAAUUAGAUGCUAAUUAAUAAAAGAAGAUUAAUUUGUUAGCAAAACAUAUAGAAUAUUUAAGUGAGAAUGAAUUUUAAUAUCUGAAUUAUAUAUUGUAGAAAUAAGUACAAAAUAAGCCAGAUUUUGGUGAAUUUUCACUAGGAAUAAAAAAUGAAGAUACUUAAGUUGGUAAUAUAUAAAUUAAAGAUAAGGUCCUGGAGUUUGGCCAACAGCACAUCCUUAAUGGUUAUAAUAAUAAGAAAUUAUAGCUAAAUUAUGGCCUUUAGGAUAAUAAGGAAUUGCAACAUUAUUUUCUGAAGUAGUAGGAUUUGGAGGUGGAGUAGGAACAGGAGUUUAAGGAUAAGCUACUGCUACUGCUUCUGUAUAAGAAGAAAAAAAAGUAGAAACUCCUAAAGAAGCUCCAAAAGAAGCUACUGUAAUUUCUAUAUAAUAAUUAUUUAGAAAUCUAAUUAUGAUGUUAUCCUUGAUUCUUAUGAUCCUGCUUAAAAAAUUAAGAUUAUUAAAGAUGUUAGAGCAAUAUUCAAUUUAGGAUUAAAGGAAGCUAAGGAUUUGGUAGAAAAAUUACCUGCCACAUUAAAUAAAUAAAUGAAAAAGAGUGAUGCUGAAGAAUUGAAGAUAAAAUUAGAAGCUAUAGGUUGCACAAUUAAGUUAGUGUGAGA